CUAAGUCCGGUCUGUCUCUCUCUCUCUAUUUCUAUUUCUCUUCCUUCCUCUCUUCCUCCAACGUCCCAAUUAUUCGCGUCUCUCUUAUUUGCAACAUCAUCAUCUAUCACUUCUGGUCAUAUUCUAUCUAGGGAUUUUGAUGAAAAUGAAUCUCGCCGAUAUGGCUUUAUCUAACGAACUCUCCGUUAACGAGAUCUUAUCUGGGAUAUUUGGGAGCAUCAGCUUGACGGCAUGGAUAUGCUUACUCCUUCCUCAACUCAUCGCUAAUUACAGAGCCAAGAGUGCGGAAGGCCUGUCCAUGAUUUUCCUGGCUGUCUGGCUCUUUGGCGAUAUCGCGAACCUGUCCGGUGCGCUCGUGACUGGACUCGCACCCACAGCGACCGCAUUGGCGGGUUACUUUUGCAUAUCCGAUGUCAUCCUCAUCGCACAGUCCGUUUACUAUAACACCCUCAACGCCCGGAGAACUCGCCAGCGAACACAGUCGACCGAAUCUGAGUUGUCAGAAGAUGAACCCCUCUUGCAGCCUCGGAGGUCGUCCAGUGGUCUUCCAGGCUCGCACAGACGUCAUUCCAUGCACCAUUCCGAGUCCGGCCUAGACCCUAUCAAGAGAAUCGUUACAGGCGAAGACGAUACGCCCGAUAGCAACCCUUGGCUACAUAACGCACUAAGCGUCGUGGCUAUCUACAUCGUUGGAGCUGCUGGUUGGUUCGUCUCUUAUAAAGUCGGGGCUUGGGAUAAGCCCGACGCCACCGACGAGCCCGCUAUGGACUCGACAGUCGGCAUUUUAGGACUCGUUCUAGGAUACGCCAGCGCUAUCUGUUAUCUCUGUGCCCGAAUUCCCCAGAUAAUCAAAAACUACCGGGAGAAGUCUUGCGACGGUCUUGCCCUGCUUUUCUUCUUAUUGUCCCUCACUGGUAAUCUAACUUAUGGCCUGAGCGUCUUCACUUACUCUCCAGAGCCGGAGUAUAUCAUCAAGAUCUACUCGAAAAGUAGCUCGAGCAAGGCCGACGGGACCAGUGAGUCUGCAUAGAAUAGAAUCGAAGGUUUGCGUGAUAAGUAAGCACGUGUGCAAAAGUGGUUUCAUUAAUCUUCAAUCAUAUAAAGGACGGCAUGGUCAUAGCCGGGAGCAUUCUUUCGGCGUUUCACAAUUGGAGUUCCAGGAUCCUUGAUUUCUUUUUGUUCUUAAUUACCUAAGGUACCUAGGGGAACUCGAGACAUUGGGGAGAUGUAUUCGGUCAAAGAUUCCCUUGUUAUCAUUAGCAUUACAGGACCUAUAUUUUAUGUCCCAAGCCUCAUAUAGAUUUCCGACAACGGCUCCUAGCUAGCUGAUGUUUAUUCGUCUAUAUGGCAUACAAUAGUAACCUACGGCUAGGUUAGCCUAAUAAAACAAUCAAAGCGGCCCCCAUUCUAUAUUUAUCA
Messenger RNA from Daldinia caldariorum, 1419 nucleotides. Its product is annotated as PQ-loop-domain-containing protein. Gene Ontology annotation, cellular component: fungal-type vacuole membrane. Bases 140 to 1030 code for a protein of 296 amino acids. NCBI's taxonomy places the organism in Eukaryota, Fungi, Ascomycota, Sordariomycetes, Xylariales, Hypoxylaceae. The record is from RefSeq and is a predicted model, not a curated record. Gene Ontology annotation, biological process: basic amino acid transmembrane export from vacuole. The transcript is spliced from 5 exons.